GUUUCUCUAAACAAAGGGCAGCGGCUAGUAUCCAUUCAAUCAGCAAAAUUUCAUGUUUAUGAUUGGUGCAUUUGAUCACGUGAGCUACUAUAACUGACGCUGUGUUUUGGCGGAAUAGGUCAUUGAGCAGUAUAGUAUUUGGAAGGAUAGCAAGAUGGCAGGAGGUAAAGCCGGUAAAGAUUCUGGAAAAGCGAAGGCAAAAGCAGUUUCCCGUUCCGCACGAGCAGGAUUACAGUUUCCAGUCGGUCGUAUUCACCGUCACUUGAAAAACAGAACUACCAGUCAUGGAAGAGUUGGAGCUACGGCAGCUGUUUAUAGUGCCGCUAUAUUGGAAUAUCUUACAGCUGAAGUAUUGGAGUUGGCAGGUAAUGCUAGUAAAGAUUUAAAAGUAAAACGUAUCACGCCCAGACAUUUACAGUUAGCUAUUAGAGGAGAUGAGGAAUUAGAUUCCCUCAUUAAAGCUACCAUUGCUGGUGGUGGUGUCAUACCUCAUAUCCACAAGUCUUUGAUUGGAAAGAAGGGUUCACAGAAGGCAGCAUAAUACAAUGCACCAUCACGUUGGAUUUUAGACUAGCUGACUGUCCAAAUCAUCAUCAUUCAUCAUCUCAUCAUUAUAGUCUCAUUUAUUGUCUUCAUCCUCAUCAUUUUCAUUGUAGACAAUUUUUAUUAUUUACGUUUUAAAAUUUGGUAUUCAUAUUGUGUCAAUAAUCAACAUAAACACUAACUUCUUA
This is a messenger RNA of Patella vulgata (common limpet), 731 nucleotides long. RefSeq names its product histone H2A.V. Gene Ontology annotation, molecular function: protein heterodimerization activity; DNA binding; structural constituent of chromatin. Gene Ontology annotation, cellular component: nucleosome. Lineage: Eukaryota; Metazoa; Mollusca; Gastropoda; Patellidae. The record is from RefSeq and is a predicted model, not a curated record. The coding region runs from base 155 to 541 and encodes 128 amino acids. The transcript is spliced from 5 exons.